Molecule: messenger RNA, 495 nt
Organism: Acytostelium subglobosum LB1
Lineage: Eukaryota; Evosea; Eumycetozoa; Acytosteliales; Acytosteliaceae
Exons: 3
Coding region: 1-495 (164 amino acids)
Biological process (GO): translation
Cellular component (GO): ribosome; mitochondrion
Molecular function (GO): RNA binding; structural constituent of ribosome
Source: RefSeq, a predicted model, not a curated record
AUGAGCACACUGUUUGGCGGUCGUCUCUUCAAGGAGGGACUCUAUCUGAUAAAUAAGUGGAAGUUUAUCAAAGGCGAUAAGGUCGAGAUACUUUCAGGAAGAGACAAGGGAAAGCAAGGAAUGAUCAAGUCAAUCAAUAGAAAGCAUAGCACUGUGUUGGUAGAAGGUCUGAAGCUGAUGAAGAAGCUGGCAAAGUCAACAAAGAAUCAUAAAGGAGGUGCCUACACAAAGGAGGCCCCAAUUCACUAUUCAAACAUUGCUCAUAUCGAUCCAAAGUAUAACGUCGCAUGUAAAGUUCAUUUCCAAUUGAUCGAUGGUGUUAGAGAGCGUGUAUCGAGAGCAUCAAGCUCAAUCGUUCCAAGACCAUCAAUUGAUCUGUCAAAGAAGUGGAGAAAGGAUAACAUCGAGGGUCCACUGGACACCCCAGUCAAUGUCGUCAAAGAGAGGACAUACAGUGGCGUCAUCGACAGCAUCGAUCCAAGACCAACCAUUUAA